AUGGCAAUGAGCGACGGUAAUGCAGCCGCUGGGAGCAGCGGCAGUAGCAGUUUCGACGACUUCAUUUCCCAGUUCAAUGCUGGGGUCCAAAUACAGCAGCAACUGCAAUACCUCCGAUCGAAUCCCACCAGCACUAGCCAGUUGCACAAUCCUCAGCAACCGGCAACUUUCCAAUAUUACGGCUUCACCUCCAAUCUGACCCCAACUGCAGCUGAGUUUAUUCCACGCAAAUACCAAACGGAGACGAAUAAUGGUUUCCCGCAAGCGACGGUUUCGAUGGCAACCAGCACCACAUCAGCACCUGCUGCUGAGGUGGAUGAUGAUGAUGCAGAUGAUAGGGAAAAUGUUCGUGGCGGGCCAUCUAAUCAUUACGGUGCGGGAAGAUCUUCCGCAAGCCGUCCGCGUAGAAACGAAAGCCUUAAACCACGGAACGGUUGGCAUACGAGAGAUGACCGUCCGGUGGGCCGUCAGGGAAAAUGGAAAUCUAACCAAUCUACUGCCGGAAGUGGACGACUGCGAGCCCACGAGGAUGAUUAUACGAGCGAAGGUCUUCCACGCAAUGGCGAAAACUCUUCGCGGCGUGCCGGUGCAAGACAGUGGGGAGGAAAUCGCACGAUACAGUCCGAACCCGACGAAAAGCGCUCGAACGGUGCUGCGUCCAAAGCGGAACCGAAACCACCGGAAUCACCAAUAAUAAAGCCACUGUCAAAGUGUUCCCAGCGCGAGAAACUUAUGCGAGAGAUCGAAUGCUACCGGUUGGAGUGUUUGGUGUGCUGUGAAAUUGUGAAACCCAUGCAAUCGAUAUGGUCCUGUGGGAAUUGCUACCACAUCCUGCAUCUGGCGUGCGUUACCAAGUGGGCGACGAGUUCACAGUCGGAGGAUGGGUCGGGUUGGCGCUGUCCGGCCUGCCAGCACGUCACGAAGAAGGUCCCGAGGGAGUAUUUUUGUUUCUGUGGCAAACAGAAAAACCCUACGUACAAUCGGGAAGAUUUGGCCCACUCUUGUGGGGAGGUUUGCAAACGCCGUGAGCUUUGUGAGCACGCGUGCACACUGUUGUGCCAUCCCGGACCGUGUCCACCGUGUCAGGCGUCGGUACAGCGUAUGUGCGGCUGUGGACGGUUAGUAAAACUGGUCCAGUGUUGCCAGAAGGAGGAACUGGUGUGUGAUGCCGUCUGCGAUAAACCGUUGAACUGUGAACUUCAUCGGUGUGUGAGGCGUUGUCACGCAGCAGAAUGCGAAAUGUGUGCGGAACAGGUGCUACACAACUGUCACUGUGGAAAAAGUGAGCGGAUGGUUGUGUGCAGUGUGGACAAUUUGAAAUGCACCCGGUAUGGGUGCGGGAAAACGUGUGGGCUUCCGUUGAGCUGUGGGAAUCAUCAGUGCCAGCGGUUGUGUCACGAGGGUGAGUGUGAUCCGUGUGCGGAUGCACCCGAACGCGUACUCAGCUGCCCGUGUGGACGGGAAGCGAUCGAACCUGGCCGUCGCACAUCGUGCCUCGAUCCGAUACCGACCUGUGUGGGUUAUUGUGGCCGAAGGCUGUCGUGUGGUCCACCCGGUGCAAAUCAUUGCUGCGAAGCGCAUUGCCACCCGGGAGAUUGUCCACCGUGCAAAAAGUCCACCACCGUAAAGUGCCGCUGCGGUAGUAUGGAUCAACCGAUGAAGUGCAAAGACCUGACGACACGUGCCGAUGAUGCACGGUGCAAAAAGCGAUGCGUACGAAGACGCAGCUGCGCCAAACACAAAUGCAACCAGGUGUGUUGUAUCGAUUUCGAUCACAUCUGUCCGAAAACCUGCUCGCUUCCGCUGUCCUGUGGGCGACAUCGCUGUGAUAAACCGUGCCACAAAGGCAACUGUCGGCCCUGUCAUCGCGUUUCGUUCGACGAGCUGACCUGUGACUGCGGCGCUAAUGUUAUCUAUCCUCCCGUACCGUGCGGAACGAAGAAACCGGCAUGUGAACGACCGUGCAAUCGGAGACAUGCGUGCGACCAUCCGACGCUCCAUAAUUGUCAUGCCGAACCAGAAUGUCCACCGUGUGUGGUAUUGACAACGAAAUCCUGCUACGGCAAACACGAACAGCGUAAAACCAUCCCGUGUUAUCAGGAAUCGUUCAGUUGUGGUAUGCCUUGCGGGAAACCACUCGCCUGCGGGCGACACAAAUGUAUCCGAGCAUGUCAUGAAGAGGAGUGCUCGCAGGAGGGAGCUGUUUGUAAACAGAGUUGUACAAAACCGCGGGAAGCGUGUGUUCACCCUUGUAAUGCACCCUGCCACGAGGACGAAUGUCCCGAUGUUCCGUGUAAGAUUAUGGUCGAAGUAACCUGCGAAUGUGGCAAUCGGAAGCAGCAACGCACAUGUCACGAUUUCGCCAAAGAGUACCGUCGCAUAGCAACCACACAGCUUGCCUCGUCCGUACAGGAAAUGCAACGUGGUGGUUCGGAUGACCUGAGCGACAUUUUAGGGUCGAUUCGACCGAAAAACAAUAAAACCCUGGAGUGUAAUGAAGAAUGUCGGCUGCUUGAGCGUAACCGUCGCAUUGCGAUCGCGCUACAGACCCGCAAUCCCGAUCUACCGUCGAAGCUGCAACCGAAUUACUCCGAAACGUUGCGUGCGUACGCGAAGAAGGACCCCGCCCUGGUGCAGAUGAUACACGAAAAGCUAACCGAGCUGGUAAAAUUGGCCAAGGAAAGCAAACAAAAGUCACGCUCGUACUCGUUCCCAGUGAUGAACCGUGAGAAGCGGAGCGUGGUGCACGAGAUGUGCCACAUGUUUGGCGUCGAAGCGGUUGCAUACGAUGCGGAACCGAAUCGAAACAUCGUUGCAACGGCCGAUCGCUUUACGUCGUGGUUACCGAGCAUGAGUCUAAUGGAGGUGCUACAACGAGAGAAUGGACAGCGCCGUAUCAUCGUACCGAGCCUGAAUGCGUGGGGCCGAACGAAUUACGCUGGGGCGGCAAGUUCAAGCAGCAAAUGA
Messenger RNA from Anopheles marshallii, 2967 nucleotides. It is a transcript of the gene stc, whose product is annotated as protein shuttle craft. The transcript has 3 exons. Gene Ontology annotation, molecular function: zinc ion binding; RNA polymerase II transcription regulatory region sequence-specific DNA binding; DNA-binding transcription factor activity, RNA polymerase II-specific. Bases 1 to 2967 code for a protein of 988 amino acids. Gene Ontology annotation, cellular component: nucleus. The record is from RefSeq and is a predicted model, not a curated record. Lineage: Eukaryota; Metazoa; Arthropoda; Insecta; Diptera; Culicidae. Gene Ontology annotation, biological process: negative regulation of transcription by RNA polymerase II.